Messenger RNA from Stegostoma tigrinum, 10797 nucleotides. RefSeq names its product PTPRF interacting protein alpha 4 (gene ppfia4). Gene Ontology annotation, molecular function: protein binding. The coding region runs from base 221 to 3982 and encodes 1253 amino acids. The transcript is spliced from 31 exons. NCBI's taxonomy places the organism in Eukaryota, Metazoa, Chordata, Chondrichthyes, Orectolobiformes, Stegostomatidae. The record is from RefSeq and is a predicted model, not a curated record. Gene Ontology annotation, cellular component: presynaptic active zone. Gene Ontology annotation, biological process: synapse organization.
GCCGUCGGCUGAAUCGUGGGUCAGCGCGAGCGUUGCUCCCGGUGCUUGGAGUGAACGCUGAAGCUGAAUUGAAGAACCGGUUUAAUUCGUAUUGACGGAGUCGUUCCGAUUAUCAAUACUGUGAUAUUUUUCUUAAACAGCCAGUAUUUGAUUUUGUUUCUGUCUGUGUGUGUGUGCGCGCUUCUGUGUGGCGGAGGAGGAGCGGGGUCGUUGAGGGAGGAUGAUGUGCGAAGUGAUGCCCACCAUCAGCGAGGACACCCUCACCCAGAGGGGGUCCCAGAACGGGGCGGAGGACGCCAAUUUCGAGCAGCUGAUGGUGAACAUGCUGGACGAGCGGGACAAACUGAUGGAGACCCUGCGGGAGACGCAGGAAACUUUGUCCCUCACUCAGGAGAAGAUGCAAGAGGUGGCCCACGAGAGGGAUCUGCUGCAGCGCCAGUUGAAUUCAGCUUUACCCCAGGAGUUUGCUGCACUAACAAAGGAGUUAAAUGCCUGCAGGGAACAACUUUUGGAGAAAGAGGAAGAGAUCUCUGAACUGAAAGCAGAGAGGAACAAUACGAGACUAUUACUUGAACAUCUGGAGUGCCUUGUGUCAAGACAUGAGCGAUCUCUACGAAUGACUGUGGUCAAGCGACAAUCACAAUCUCCAUCGGGAGUGUCCAGUGAAGUGGAAGUCCUGAAGGCUCUGAAAUCAUUAUUUGAACAUCAUAAAGCUUUGGAUGAAAAGGUUCGAGAACGACUUCGAGUUGCAUUGGAGAGAGUAUCGACACUAGAAGAGCAAUUGACUUCAGCCAAUCAGGAGAUGACUGUACUGAGACAACAGACUGUGCAUACGCAAAGGAAAGUAGGAGCUAGUGAGCAUGCAGAAGAUAGACAAAUUUCAGACAGCAGUGAAUCUACUCAGAAGACAACGUGGAAGAGACUUUCAAAUGGAUCAAUUGAUCCCAACGAUGAGGUCAGCCAGGUUGUGGAAAUGCAGGAUUUACUGGAGAAACAGAACUUUGAGGUGACCCAGAUGAAAGAACGUCUGACUGUACUAUCGACACGUGUGGCAGAGCUGGAGGAAGAUCUGGACACUGCCAGGAAAGAUCUGAUCAGAUCUGAGGAAAUGAAUAACAAGUAUCAGCGAGACAUCAGGGAGGCAAUGGCACAGAAGGAGGAUAUGGAAGAAAGAAUCACAACCCUAGAAAAGCGUUAUUUAGCUGCACAGAGAGAGUCCACAUCAGUGCACGAUCUUAAUGACAAACUUGAAAGUGAACUCGCAAAUAAGGAGUCUCUACACCGCCAGAGUGAAGAGAAGAAUCGACAUAUCCAGGAACUGUUGGAGUUGGCUGAGCAAAAGCUACAGCAGACAAUGAGGAAGGCUGAGACGUUGCCUGAGGUGGAGGCUGAACUUGCACAACGGGUCGCAGCUUUAACCAAGGCAGAAGAGAGGCAUGGGAGCAUAGAAGAGCGCUUAAGACAACUUGAGGGACAGUUGGAAGAAAAAAAUCAAGAACUAGCAAGGGCUCGCCAACGGGAAAAGAUGAACGAAGAGCAUAACAAACGUUUGUCAGACACAGUGGAUCGACUGCUCUCGGAAUCGAACGAAAGGCUCCAGCUGCACCUGAAGGAGCGAAUGGCUGCUCUGGAAGAAAAAAACACAUUAAUACAAGAAGUGGAAAGUACAAGAAAACAACUUGAGGAAUAUCAUCAGGACAAGGAGAGACUGGCCAAUGAAAUUGGCAAGCUAAGGGCAGAAGUGGAGCAGCUGAAACUGAGGACAGGAGCAUUUGCAGAAAGUGUGCAUCCACGGUCUCACCUGGGCAGUGCAACAGAUCUGAGGUACCCACACAGUUCUGUGGUAGAGACACCAUCUGAUCAUUACGGGACACCAAAUGUGCUACGGCGAGCUCAGAAAGGGCGCUUCACACCUCUGCGAGAUGAACCUACCAAGAUUCAAGCUCUAAAUGAGCAGGACUGGGAAUGUGCUCAGCAGGCAAGUAUAAUGACCAGUGUGACGCACACCUUUGAAAGUGACCCAGAAAUGUCUGAUGUUGAUGACGAAGAUGGAGAGACCAUGUUCAGUUCAGCAGACCUGCUUUCACCUAGUGGACACUCGGAUGCUCAGACUCUAGCCAUGAUGCUACAGGAGCAGCUUGAUGCCAUCAAUAAAGAAAUCAGAAUGAUCCAAGAGGAGAAGGAGUCUACUGAGCAACGAGCUGAGGAGAUAGAGUGCCGUGUAGGUAGUGGAAGUAUGGAUGGGCUAAAUUUAACACGCAUUCGAACAGGCACCUCCAUUCCAACAUCCCUCACUGCCCUGUCUCUCGCCAGUUCUUCGCCACCUGUCAGUGGACGCUCCACACCCAAACUUACUCCACGCAGCUCUUCACAUGAUCUGGACCGGAAGGGCAUCAUGACAUUGCCUAGUGACUUAAGGAAACACCGUCGGAAGUCUUCAGUAGCAAGGGAUGACAACCGUGAAGAUAAAACCACAAUAAGGUGUGAAACAUCCCCUCCUUCUUCACCGAGGACCAUGAGGCUGGAAAAGCUUGCACACACGCUCCAAUCGACCAGCCAAGAAGAAGGUCGAGGUGCAUUAACAGCCGAGGAGUUCGCUAGCAAUCCCAGCAGCAACAACAGCAGCCAGGACUCACUGCAUAAAGCCUCAAAGAAGAAGGGCAUUAAAUCAUCUAUAGGGCGCCUGUUUGGGAAGAAAGAGAAGGCACAACUUAGCCAGCUUGGAAAGGAAAUGGCUUCAGUUCACGGAUAUGGAUACUUUGGUGGCUUAUUGGAUACAGAAAUGGGCAUGCAGGAUUCCCUUACUCUGAGCAAACUUGGAACACAAGCAGAGAGGGACCGAAGGUUAAAGAAAAAGCAUGAACUGCUGGAGGAUGCUCGGAGAAAGGGUAUGCCAUUUGCACAAUGGGAUGGACCAACAGUAGUAUCAUGGUUAGAGCUGUGGGUGGGGAUGCCAGCCUGGUACGUAGCUGCCUGUCGAGCCAACGUGAAGAGUGGAGCUAUCAUGUCUGCCUUGUCUGACACAGAGAUACAGAGGGAGAUAGGAAUCAGCAAUCCCCUUCAUCGAUUGAAACUCCGACUGGCAAUACAGGAGAUGGUGUCACUGACAAGUCCAUCAGCACCACCCACAUCAAGAACGUCCUCUGGAAAUGUUUGGGUGACUCAUGAGGAAAUGGAAAACAUGGCGGCUUCAGCAAAAACGGAGAAUGAGGAAGGCAGUUGGGCUCAGACUUUGGCUUAUGGCGAUAUGAACCAUGAGUGGAUUGGUAAUGAAUGGCUUCCCAGCCUUGGGUUACCCCAGUAUCGCAGCUAUUUCAUGGAGUGCCUGGUAGAUGCACGAAUGCUUGACCACCUCACCAAGAAAGACCUGCGGAUGCAUCUGAAAAUGGUUGACAGCUUUCAUCGCACUUGUUUACAUUACGGCAUCAUGUGUUUGAAGAGAUUGAACUAUGACAGGAAGGAACUAGAGAGGAGGCGAGAAGAAAGCCAGCAUGAAAUUAAAGAUGUGUUGGUGUGGACGAACGACCAAGUCAUUCACUGGGUGCAGUCUAUUGGACUACGGGAAUAUGCCAACAACAUCAUCGAAAGUGGGGUGCAUGGUGCCUUGGUAGCCCUGGACGAAAAUUUUGAUUACAACAGUCUAGCUUUAUUGUUACAAAUACCCACACAAAAUACACAAGCAAGGCAGGUCUUGGAGCGUGAAUUCAACAACCUGUUGGCUUUAGGAACUGAGCGGAAGUUGGAUGAUGGUGAUGAUAAAAGUUUUAGGCGGGCACCAUCAUGGCGAAAACGUUUUCGACCGCGAGAAAUCCAUGGUAUUACCAUGAUGCCAGGGUCGACAGAAACACUACCUGCAGGAUUCAGGGUUACAGCAAUGUCCAGCCCAGCUCCAUCAGUACAGCUGAAGAAAAUUCAACCAGAAGUUGGCACAUCAGGGUCACAGAGGUUAGACGCAUCAACAGUCCGCACUUACUCCUGCUGACAGCCAGGUCAGUCAGGGAGUCAGCAGUCAUUACCAUCCAUUCCCACUACCUGUAUGGACACAUGCUGGCUGCCUUUCGAGAAUAAUCCAUUCCAUCUCUGUGAGAUCAACAAUGGAUGUCAAAUGCUGCUGCACAGUAGCUGGAAAGGCACAGAUGGUCAGAUGUACAUUGACUAUAAAUGGGCAAUAGUUUACUACAGUUCAGAAACAAAAUCUUAAACUUAUCAUUUUAUUUAUCUAGUAAUGACUUCCUUUAUGAGAUUAUACUUUACAAAGCUGGUAGAAAAUUCUAGGGAUCCAUUUUUGAGCUAUUUUACUGUAAUAAUGUUCUGGUACAGUCAGUAGUAAGUUCUGUCAACUUUUAACCUCAAGUACCAUUGUGGUUUAAUUUGUUGUAGUAAAUUUUCUCAAGUGUAUCAUACCCGCCGUAUGUAACUGUAUGGCCAUGAAGUAAUGCAAGUUUUUUUAUGUAAAUGUAUAUAAAACGCUGACUGUAACAGCAUUUUUUAGAUAAUUUAAUGGAAUUUGAAGUAUGUAGAUUCAACCUAAACACUGUCUUAAUCAUUGUUUCUGCCAUUUUAACCUUGCCAAUACCUUUUACAGGCAUCCUGUUCCAUUGACUGAGGGCUUGUUCGUUUUAACAAAUGAAGUGUGCAAUUAUUUGUCUGCCAUAUUAACUGUAGCAUAACAUAUGACUGGAUGGCUUGAAACCUGAUUAGUUUUGGGUCGUUGUUGAAACAACUGAAGUGAAACAGACUUCUCCUGUGUACGUAAGCAUUGAAAAUCUCCGUUCAAUGGUGGUUCCCAGCUCUAGGAGACUCUUGCUCCACUGAACAUUUUAAAAUAAGAGAUAUACAGAAUAGUACUUUGAAAGGUAUUUAACUCAGCCUUGUGUCUACGGAAAGGGUUUGUUUCCUUCAGUUUUGCCUCAUGAACCCCUGAGUCUUACAUAUUAAAUAGCGUGUCUUUUCAGCGCACUUUCCUCAAGUGCGUCCAGAACACUAUUUUCCGCUCCACAUCACCCCUUUUUUCCUGCCUAUACAUGAGGACCUGGUUACAAAGGAUGUUUUUCAAAAGUAUAAGUACAUUAGAAAUAUUGCAUGUUUAUGAAGCUGCAAAGCAGCACGGCAUCCAAAAGGUGUCAAAGCUGACCAUUCUAAUAUCUGAUAUGGUUGUCAUCACUGAUGUUAAUGGAGCAAUUUUGAAAUGGACAGUUUCUAUUGCAAAAUGUUCUUUAAAUAUUCUGUAAGAUGUAUGGUUACAAAAGUACUUCACAAUUUUUCAAGCGAUGCCUUGUACACUUUAAACAAGGUACCUCCUCUUGUGAUUUCCCACUUUUAAGUACAGCCUCCAAAACUAGAAUCAGGGCAUUUUGCCUUUUCCCCUAUUUUUAAACUAAUGUGACAAUCUAAUUGUAGCUUAAGAGAAUAUUAUGAGGCAGAUGCCCAUUGUUAAAGUGGCCAUGGCCAUUCUAUGUAGGAUGGAAGGAACUGAUUACGUGAAGCUAGUAUCAAGUUAACACUUACUUCAGGUUGUCCAGUUAUUUCCUGAGGAAUUUAGCCAGGUUCCUUUUAAAGUGUGUUAAAGUGGCUAAGCACUGGGCACUUUCUAUUCCUCAAGUCUUUGUGACUGUUCCUUGAAAAAUAUCAAAUGGUGAUAACUUAUAUGAGGAUUGAUUAAAUGUUGAUCAUGUUUUAUAAAUUCAUUUUUAAUAAAUUGAUACAUAGUCCAUCUAAGACAAUAAAGGGUAUAUGGUUUUAAUUCAGCACUUUGUGGGGUGGCUAAAAUAAUUCUUGAACAUAAACUGUUUUGCAAUCACUAUAAUUAAAUAUUCUCAGUAAAGAAUUUUAAUUCCCAAGUGCCACAACGAAAAAUAUGCUUUAAUUUCUUCACAAAUCUUUUUUAAGGAGUUAAACAUUGUGCUGCAUGCAUAGAAUGAACACAGGACCACAGACUGAACUGACACUGAGCUGCGACUAUGAAGGUCAGCAUUAUACAUUAAAGCCCAGAAAAAACAUGGAGUCAUAAGUACUUAUUUAAAUAACAGCUGCAAUGGCGUCACCCAAAGUUUUAUCAAAAUUGUUCAAUAAAUUUAGGAAAUGUUGUUGGCAUUAUCUAAAUUCAAUUUCCUUCUGCUCAAUAAAUUUAUGAACAGCCCCCACUUUAAGUUAUUUGUUCUCAGAAGCCAGCAUGAUUAAUAAAAAUGCAUGAAAUUCACUCUGUUUAAUCUUGGGAAAGCAAACAUGUUGAGUAGCUUAUAUUGUCCCUUCAUACUUCAUAAUCAGAAUAAUGAAUCAAAAGGCUAGAUUUCCAAAGUUAUUCAAAUGUUUUAAAUUUGAUUGUUUUUAAAACACUUUUUAAUUAUCUUGAACAAAUAUUGUCUCUGCCUUAUUACAUUUCUCCCCUCUGAAAAUAUUAGUAUUAUGUGAGAAACAUCUUUCUUAAUGAAAUUUAUUGUCAACACUGCACUCUGAAUGAUCUCAUUGCUUGUCUUAACUUUCAUUUAACUAAUUAAAUUAUGUUUUAAAGGUAUCCAGUAGUAUCUUGUGGGAAUUCAGUUUAGUUCAUCCAUUUCUUUUUCUUUUUUGUUGUGAAAAAAUUUCAUUGAUACAUUUUGUGUCAGAAUGUAUACUUUUCAUAUUAGAUUGCAAAGAUAUGGUUCAGGAAGUGUGCUGUUCGGAGUUUCAAAAGAGAUUAAAUUAUUCUGUUAAAAUGGGGAGGAGCUCAUGCCAUCUUAUCGAAGUCUAGCUCUGCUCUACUGAAAGACAUGGCUUACCAUCACACACACGUACACACACCCUUUUACUCAAAUGCCAUAAACAUUGUUUAAAAUAUGUUUGAUACAUGAAGCGCACUUGUAAUAUGAUCUGACUCCAUACUCCUCCACCUGCCUCUAAAUUAUGUUCAUAUUUAACUCAACUGAAGUUAAAUUAGUAAAGGACCUUUUCAUCUUUGUAAUAAAAUCCUGAGUUCAAGAUAUAAUUUACAGACAUUCUGUUUCUUAAACAAAAGCACCUCUUUAUUUUGUCUUUCAGGCAGUGAUAGUGUACUCAGUCAUUGGUUUUGCACUUUCUUUUAUUCUCGCCAAGUUUGCCUUGUCAUGUGGUAAUUGUCAUUUUACCAAAUGUACUAACUCAAAGAAAAAAAUGUACAUACACUGAUGAAACAGUGAAUGAUAUCUGUCAACUCUACUAUUGUUUGACUGUGCAGCAUUUUUGUUACUUAUGCCUGUUUUUUUUAAAUGAUGAACAUUUCUUCUGAGUGUGCUGGGGCAAUGAUUGAAAACCUUAGUGAACAGAUCUUAUCUUGUUCCAUUUUCAUUCUGCAACACAUAGUUUGGGGGAAUUUUAUAGACAGUUGCCCAGAAAUCAUUAUUUACUGCUUAAUUAUGUGUCAAUCCCAUGUGUUUUUGUUUUGUUUUGAAUAUUACUGUUUAAAAUGUUUGGGUCUGUAAGGAUCAUUACUUGAGUUGUGUGUACCAUAAAAGGUGGGAGCAGAAGUAAGCCUUUUGGCCCAUCAAGUCUACUGUGCCAUUUGAUGAGAUAUUGGCUGAUGUCAUAAUCCACUUUUCUGCCUUUUCUCCAUAACCCUUGUUUCAUUUACUAAUAUUUCAGCCUUGAAUACAGUUAAUGACGCGGUCUGUACCGCUGUCUGUGGUAAAGAACUGCGCUGAGACAAAAUUUUCAUCCUUCUCUUAAAUGAGUGACCCCUUACUGAGAUUAAGCUUUCUGGUCCCAGAAUUUCCCACAAGGUGAAACAAUCUCUUCACAUCUACCCUAUCUAGCCUGUUAAGAGUCUUGCAUAUUUCAAUAAGGUGCGUAUCAUUUUUCUAAGCCCUAAUGAAUACAGGCCCAACUUACUCAACCUCUCCUCAUAGAGAAUACCUUGUUGGACUUGGGAUCAACAUAAUGAACCUUCUUUAGAUUGUUUCCAAUGUUGGUAUAUCUUAUCCAGGAUGCAUAGAUCAAAGCAAGAUAUACUUACAUUGAAGACAGUCCGGAGAACAUUCGUGUGGUCGAUCGCAGAUAUGGAGGUAUUUUCUUAUGAGGACACCCUUAGAAUUCAUUAGACUAAGAUCCAUUGGAUGAGAUUGGGAUAACCCAAAGCAAAGGGAUCUCAUUGGGAAUCAUGGACGUUCAGGCUAUGUUUAUAAAAUUAUGUUCAUUGCAACAAAACCUUGGUCUUUUUUUUGAAGAAUAUUCUAUCUCAUGUGAACCAAUCCCUUCACACAAUAUCUGGACGUUUUGUUAUGUCACCCAAGGGAAUAAAAACAGUGUCAUGAGAGCUACAAGCAAGCCUUUCAAAUAUAUAUGCACUUUGAUAAUGUCUUUAAUUUCUUGAUUUGAUUUGUUAGUAAAUUUGGAGAAUUCCAAAGAAUGUUUUGAGGUGUUCCUCAUUUCAUCGUUCCACAGUAAACAUAAAACAUUGAUGCACACAAAUUCAAAUAUCACUGAGUCAAAGAACUGUACAGCAUGGAAAUAGACUCUUUGGUCCACCCCUUCCAUGCUGACCAGAUAUCCUGAAUUAAUCUAGUCCCAUUUGCCGGCAUCUGGCCUAUAGACUGCUAAACUCUUUCUAUUCAUAUACUCAUCCAUUUGCCUUUUAAAUGUUGAAAUUCUACCAUCCUCCACCACUUCCUCUGUAGUGCAUUAAUUAUUUUUACUGGGUGAUUACAUAUAGCUUAUUGGACCGAAUAAAGACGUGCUGGCAUUUUAUUUAAGGGACGUUGUCAUCUCAUGAGCAUGUGAUGAUGCAGCUAAUGACAAUAUCACAAAAUACCUGGUCAUGGCAACCAGAAAAAUAAACAUUAAAAAGAAAGUAAACUCUGUAGAAGUUGGAUCAAGGGCCAGUAAAAUAGUCGAGACUGCAUAAUUGGCUGAACUUAUCUAAUUUUCCAAGGGCUUGACUCACCUGUACUGUCUGGCUGAAAGACCCCUGUAAAUCAUGGUGUGACUGGCCUGUUGAUGACGUGACAGAAAAAGACUAAUUUUGUGUAGUUUUAUGUAACACAAAUAUCAUCUUUGCUCCUGCAUCCAAACCUUCUGAUCUUAGAGGUAUGACAACUUCCUGCUGCUGUGAUAUUGUGUUUUGUAGAUACAUGUUCAACACUUUGCUGCUGCACACUGCUUCCUUAUGUACUUACAUUCCACCUUCUUUAAGUAACAAAUAUAUAAUCAGUGUUCACCUUGCUGCUUUAUGAGAUAGGGCACUUAUUCUACACAAGUCCAACCUUGUAGCUUUCUUUGGUUUUAUGGAAGAGAAAUUUAUUUGUGAACUGUGUACAUUUAUAAGUUGUAGCUCUUGCAGCAAGUGUUGGAUGGCUGGAAUACUAAAUGAUGGUCAUCACAUCACAUAAAUCUUUAACAAUUCAAAAAGAGAAACAAAAGAAUUACUGUUUAUAUUAGAGAUAAACAGCCAAGAAAAGCUAUCAUUGAAAAUUCCAUUAAUAGUUUCUUUACCAACAUUGCCUGGUUGGUUUAAUUUAUAAUGUGACAGAUACCAUGUUGGAAAAUGGCUAUUUAAUAAAUGGUGGAACAAGUCCACAUAGAAGUAAUACGUUGGAAGUUUUGCAAAUUCAACUGAAUUUACUGAACAUGAAGUGAUGUAUAAGCUUUGUGCUUCAGCAAAAUAUUUAGUUAUAAAUCUGGUGAACAGCUGGACACUCAUCAGAGAAUAACUUCUUUGCACGCAAGUAUCGUAAAUGUUGGAUCAAAUAUAGUAAUACAUCUACAUUUGAGGAAUAUGUAUGCCAUUAUCCACUUGUUUUAUUUUGCUCAUGUGUUCUCUGAGCUGUCUAAUGCAGACUGCUAUGAAGACCCAAUUAAUCAACUAACAAGUUUUGGUGUCAGAAGGGAGGUGAAUUUAGUUUUAAUUAUCAGUUGGUUUGUAUUGUGGUCCAAGAAGGACAAUAAACUGGCACUGAUAUUGUAAAUCUGAUCUUAAUAAUUAACUUCUAGUGAAUGAAAUGUGUUUGUAUGCAGUGAACUUUUGGUUUGGGUCAGAAUAAUUCUGAAGGUUGAUUAAGUAUUAUAAUUUUUGAGUUACUGACAGUCAUUGUCAGCCAUUCAGAAGUUAAGAUAACUCGAUUCUAUGAAAUGCAUUUCUUCCCAAAGUAAUAGUGGUCUUGCCUUGUAAUUUUUAAAAGAAAUGUGUAAGUGAUUUUUGGAAAAAAAGUCAGCAUUUUAAAAAAAAUUGCUGGUAAGUAUUAUUUAAGUUGUACAUUAACGUGCUGUUUGUUCUGGACUGUAUUAUAACCUUCUAUUUCAUGAGCAGCCUCGGACAUUAUUCUGUUUUUAAAACACAAAUGUGAUUGUUAUUUUUUUCCUGGCAUGGUUAUAACUCUGACAUCAAUGGGCAUUGCAUUAAACCUUUCAAGGAUCUCCCUGGCAUUAUACACUUUAUCCAUUAACGAGUGAUAAUGGGGAGCAAUUAAUAGUGUAUUUCUGAUGGUGGACAGUCAGUACUCUACACAAUGAAAAAUUCCUGUAUCCUUUUAAGAACUACCAAUGUUUGAAAUUUUGGGGAUAAAGACAAUCCUGAAUUCAAACCAGCUUAAUAGUUUUGAGCUGGAGUUGUUGCACACUUGGAAAGACAUGUUCAUCUGUGUCCGAAAUGUGGUCUUCCUUUCUGUUGCUUAAGGGAAUAAAAUAUAAUUGUUUGCAAGUUUCAGUAAACAACUGAGAACACAACAUUGUGGUAUUUGCACUUGAAAUGCUCUUGUUUUGUACAGUAUAUUCAAAUCUUUUGUUUCUUUUGUCACAGUAUUAUUUGUUGCCUGGUUCCAGUGGACACUAGAACUGAAACAAUUAUUUUCC